Molecule: messenger RNA, 411 nt
Organism: Miscanthus lutarioriparius
Lineage: Eukaryota; Viridiplantae; Streptophyta; Magnoliopsida; Poales; Poaceae
Source: the annotation of a GenBank genome assembly
AUGAGCACGAGAGGCGGCAGCGUCCGCGAGCUGACGGCCCUCCUCUCCGCGCUGCGCCGCGCGCGCCUCGAACACCCUGCUCACGCUGCGCAGCUCCACGCCUGCCUCCUCGUCUCUGUUGGCGCGCGCCCUCACCCGCACCUGGUCCUCCUCACGCAGCUCGUCUCCCUCUACGCCGCCGCGGGCCGCCUCGCCGACGCGCUCCGCGCCUUCUGCGCCCACCUACCCAGCGCCAACCUCCACACCUACGCCGUCCUCGUCUCCGCCCUCGCGCGGCCGCGCCCGGACCUCGCAUUCUCCCUCUUCUCGGGCUCGCGCCGUCAGUUCCGCCCCAACCCCCAUGUCAUCUCCACCGUGCUAUCCGCGUACGCUGGCCUCCAGCCUCUCUGCGAGCGCGGCUUCAUGUGUUGA